This is a messenger RNA of Dreissena polymorpha, 1177 nucleotides long. RefSeq lists its product as uncharacterized. NCBI's taxonomy places the organism in Eukaryota, Metazoa, Mollusca, Bivalvia, Myida, Dreissenidae. The transcript is spliced from 6 exons. The record is from RefSeq and is a predicted model, not a curated record. Bases 92 to 784 code for a protein of 230 amino acids.
CAGUGUGUUCCAAAAGAUUGAAAGGCGCAUGAAUUUAAAAUUUUAGAAACUAUAUAUUUUAUUAUCUUAUCGAAAUCUCAAAAAAAAUGGUAUGAAUUUUAGCGCACCAGAAACAGCCGUCCGGAAAUGGAAUUUAGAACGUUAUGCCCGUCUAACGUCCGUGAUAAUUGGUAAAGAAAUUGCGCAAGGAAAGGAUGGCUGGGAGUGCUAUGACAACAAGUUGGAGCCUCUUCAAAUGAUGGUGACGUCAUCGUGUCAACUUCUGAUACAUCACGGUAGACGACAAUUGGAAAGCAUGUUCCUUCAGCAAUGUACCAAUGAGGUGAAGGGGGUCAGCAAAGGGGACAGUCUCCUGAUAGUCUGCAAUAUGAAGAAUCAUCAUCGCCGUUUCCGGGUAAAGUUUUCCGCUGACACCGACAAAGGCGGCAAGUCCGGCUUAGAGAACUGUCAUCAAUGCGUCGUUGCGCUCAGCCGCCAUAUGCAGAUUAAGGUUCCCGCGUGCGCCGACGGGGUGAAUGGUUCCCGGAAGGUUCAAGACACACUACUCGGAACGCCAUCUAAGGACGUCAUUUUGGAUGGUGACGUCACAAUCGGGCAGAUAGCGGAGGCGAUGUCAAGUCCAAGUGGGCCUCAGCUUCCGGCGCCAUACUCGGCGCUGCAUAGCAACGGUAUCCUAGGAGAUUUGAACACCAUGGUGAAGAUGUGCUUAACCGACCCGGCAUUUCCAGCCUUUGUUGGUCAGGUGGAGAAGGAGCUGGAGAAACUUAAAAAGGAGUGUAUAUAGGACAGCAUUCAUUUCUGUACACAUAUGUGGUAAAGUAGCUUACAUAAAAGUAUAAUUAGAAAACUUAUAAGCCUUAUUUAGACUUACACUCGGGACCUUCUUUUCCAUUUGUCCUCCACUUCUUUAAAGUACGACCUACUCGUGUUUUUAAAACAGCCUUUAAAUCCCUUCGUAAUAGUGUGUCCUCUUGUAAAAAAAGAUGUAAACAUUUAAAAGUCUUUGAUUAAGAUUGUCUUAAAGAACAACAGUCCGAAGAAAUGUGGUGUUUCGUUUUCAGUAUGCUAUAUCCUUUAUGACUCGUGAGUAUUUUUGAAAGAUGUUACAUUCCAAAUAUUUUAUGAAUAUAUUACCAUUUAUCAUUAUAAAAGUAAUUAUUGAUCUUGGUCUUAAUAA